AUAUAAUAGUAAAAUUAGAAUUAAUGACUAAUUACAUGGAUCCUGAAGAAGAUUAAGAAAUUAUUGAUUCCAUUCUGAAUGGUACCAUUUAGUUAAUAGAAUUACAGCUCUUGAAAGUGAUGAAGAGAGAUCCUUUUCACCAUCAAUGACAAGAUCUGAAACGAACAGGACUUAUUCUCCUCAAAUAAUGCGAUAGUAACAGUAAUCUACCUUAAGCUAAUUAGAUAUUCAAUAAAGAAAAUAUAAAGUCCAAUAAUUGGUUUCAAACUAGACUGUUGGGCAAUCCAAGCAUUUUCAUUAGAUGAAGAUUCCUACCUUGAUGGAGAUUUAGUAUUGUAUUUACAUAACAUAGAUUCUCAAAUGUAAAGACCAAUAAAAUAGUAGAAAAAUCCAGAGCUUAUUUGAAAAAGGAGAUGACGAAUAAAAAGAAUAUAUAUUUUUUAAAAUAUUACCUGGUAUAGUCUAAUUGGCCAAUGAUAUUUUUGGGAAUUAUGUUGUACAAAGAAUUUUAGAAUAAGGCAAUGAAAAACAAAGAUAGUUAAUCUUUGAUCAACUAGCUGAAUCAAUUUUAUUAUUAAGUUACAAUACUUACGGAUGUAGAGUGGCACAGAAAUUAUUAGAAAUUUCUUAUAAUACUGAUAAAUUCGAAUAGAUGUUUUCUAUUCUUUAAUCCUAAAUAAGAAUUCUUGUUGUAGACAUCAAUGGAAAUCAUGUUAUUUAAAAAAUAGCCGAACUGAUGAAAGCUUAAAAAAUUGAUUGGCUUAUUGAAGGAGUUCUAGGAUAGAUUUAAAAGUUGUCCAAUGACUCUCAUGGUUGCAGAUUGAUUUAAUAAAUUUUAGAAUAGUCUGCUACUUCAUAGGUAUAUUUAUUACUUAAUCUUAUUGUAUUAGUUAAAUAGCAUAUACAAAGAAUUAUUAGCUUUAUAGGAUGAAUUAUGCUUAUCUCAAUAUGGAAAUUAUAUAAUUUAAAUUUUGCUUUAGAAAGGGCCUUUUGAGGUUGUUUAAAAAAUACAAAGCACCAUUAUUAAAAAUUUAGAAAAACUUAGUUGUGAUAAAUUCGGAAGGUAAAUAUGACUGUGAUCUUAAUAGUAAUGUGGUUGAUAAAAGUGUCAAUAUCUCUUCUUUUAUGAGGAAGGAGAUUUUGAAAGUGUUCAUAAACAAUAUGAAUAUUUUUUAUAGGUUAUCCAACAAUUGUUAUGGGAAUUAUGUUAUCUAAAAUUUUUGUAAAUAACUUGAUCAUAGUUAAUUAUUAAAAAUACAUCCAGAAGGUAAUUAACUUAAUACUUAAUUUGGUUAACAUGUACUCUAAACCUUAUAAAAAUUAAAAAAUUGA
Molecule: messenger RNA, 1332 nt
Organism: Paramecium octaurelia
Lineage: Eukaryota; Ciliophora; Oligohymenophorea; Peniculida; Parameciidae
Source: the annotation of a GenBank genome assembly